AGUGGACAGAUGGCCGAGACACAAGCCUCUCAUACAACUACUUUGACCCCCUGAUCGGCCUUCCACUGGCAACACCAACUGCGUCAACGGCAAAUUGUACUGCUGCAAGCGCAAAUUCCCUCAAUGUAUGGACGAAUCGCAAUUGCAGCGAUUUGUUGCCAGCUCUGUGCAUGCGUCAGCGCCGGCCGCCAAUCCUUUACCAAUAUAUGGACUGGUCACGAGAAGAAGACAGCGAUCAAUGCACUGCUGCUCAUGAGUACCUGUUCCUUAAUGCUUCUGCAAGUCGCACUGAUGCAGAGUCAGCGUGCCGUGCCCAUGAUGCACAUCUGGUGUCGCUGCACUCCGCACGUGACAUGCAAAUUUUGGCAAACAUGACCGCCCGUGCCUACACAGAGUACAGGCGACAAGCCCUCACAUUGCGUGUUCCAGCGCCAUAUGAUUCAUGGUGGAUCGGUCUCAGUUACAUGCCCACUGGACUGUUAACUGGCUCUGCAACAAUCAGCAACGCUUCGCAUCCAAGUGCUACGCCGCCAAUGCGCUGGACGGAUCAGACUCCUUAUGACUAUCCAGCUGCGCUGCCCGCAAUUACCGUUUCCUCUGGAUCAGCAUCAUUACUGUCGGAGGUUCCCCUACCCGCGGUUACUAUGCCCCGCGAUGGAUGGUGCUACAGAACCGCGUCGCUCCAGUCUUUACCGAGUGCAGGAGACCCUAGCAACUCAAUUAUUGCUACAACAGUGGACUUGAUUGCCACGCAGUGCAUCAAUACGCACCAGGUUAUGUGCGCUCGCCCUGUCCUGCUUGCACCAGUCUUCAUCGCAAUCUCAGGCGCAUAUCAGCUUCGCUUCUUUUCCCAGGCCAAACUAUCCAAGGAAGAGGCAGUCCGGGUGUGUGUGCAAGACUCCGGCACCUUGGCAUCACCUUUGUCAAGCGACUUAGGCAUGGUUUCGCAACGCCUUCAAACAGAGUUUCCCAGUACACGCCAAGGACUCCCAAUGGCCUGGAUUAACGCAACGGCUGCCUCACGUGGUGGGGUGUUAGACGCACAUUGUGUUGCUUUAGCCGCUGGCGGAGUACCAGUCGCUGCGAAUUGUCAAACGGAGCUCCCGUUUGUUUGCCAACGACGUCUCAAACCGGAAUCAUCUCUGGAGGUUACGAGCACUCAAACUGGAUAUACGAUGGCACGGAUUCUUGGCGUCUCAAACUUCCAGUUUUAUCUAAUUUAUGCAAAUGCCCAGCGAGCAGCUAGUGCAUGCUAUGCUUUGGGUGGCUCUUUGCUAACUUUGCGUAAUGAUGACGAAGCAGACGCUCUCGCGCGCCUCGUUGGCGGUGCAUCAGAGGUCUUAUGGUCGGGCUUAUACUGGUCUGCUGGAAGCUUCUACAAUGUAGACGGUUCUGAAGUAGCUUAUCUGCGAUGGCUGGCCGGCGAGCCUUCUCUGGUCACUACCAAGCAGCAGCAAGCAGGUGCGUCGCAGUACUGUGUCGCACUAGUGCGGCAAGUGGGCAAGACGCCGAGCUGGCGAAUGCGGGCUGUAUCCUGCAUAAUGGAGCUUCCAUUCAUCUGCCGAGAGUCCGCCCAAGCACCAUCCCUGACUACGCUGAGAGGCACACAGACCGUAGCAUUCUACCCUUCUCUUCAUAUGCCUGCAACAGACGCAGCUGCUGUAUGCAGAGCAAAUGGCAUGCAGCUAAUCCGACCCACAAGGGCAGAUGAUGUUGUGUGGGUCCGAAUGACAUCAACACGCAUGUGGAAACCCUCGGCUGAGAGUCCUACCACGCUGGCCACCAAUGCAACUAAUGCAGUUUGGACGGGACUGGUUAUGAGAGUACUGCUGCCUGCGGGAUUAAUGGCCACUUCUGUCUCUUUGUCAUGGUGGCCCGGCGAGCCUAUCACAACAAAUGGCAAUCUGUCAAAUGUUGCUUCUGCUGUCGUGCAGCGAGUGUCAGCUAUGGGUUACGGUGUUGAACAGGGGCUUCUUCCAGGAACAUUCGUGGAACACUGUAUGGCAAUAAGUCUGCAAGAGAUGGCCACCUCGCAAGCCCGCAAGGCAGACGACACAAUGGACGACUUACUUGUGAUGUUGCCAUGCAAUACACCAUUGAGUUUCAUGUGCCAGACUCCUGACUCCAGCCCGCCUGUUCCGGACCUUGCAUUUAGAGUUCCUGCCGUUGUGGGCAGCAGCUUCGAGGUGUUUAAGACUUCAAUGGGAGUUACUGAUGCUGAUACUGUUUGCCGUACCCGCGGUGGCAGGUUGACGUCUAUACACUCAGUCAGCGAAGAAGCCGAAAUUAUGGACGCUGUCCAGCGUCAUAUUGGUGAUGUUGGUAUGGAACCAAGGUUUUGGAUUGGUCUCGCCCUGUUUAAUAGCCUAAGUCCAAGAUGGAUGGAUGGAAGUUUUUAUGACUAUUCAAAUGCACUCAGAGUCAACACGUUGGUCACGUCCAACACGUCACAGCCCUUGUGCUUUGCUGUCUCGUCACGAGGUUGGAUUUCCCAUGGCUGCGCUAUACCACUCCCUUUCAUAUGCCGAGUUCCUGAUGCGGAUCCACGUUGGCAGUAUGCACGACGAGUGCUGCGUGCUGCGUAUUACUAUUAUUACUUUACAUGGCGUCCAGCAACGGAGUCGGACGCGGAUGCGGCAUGCAGGGCUAUUGAUCGACACCCAGUGUCAUUUCAGAGUGUUACCGACUUGCAAGAGUUGGGCGUCUCCAUGAUUCAGGAUGUGGCCGCGUUUGAUGUCACGGCAAUUGAUAGCACGCAGCUUAGUACCGUCGCUGCCUUUUGGUCUGGAUUAUCUCUGAAGCGCUUCGUGGUUGAUGCAAGCUCCAAUGUCACGGUGCUAAAGUACAUUUGGCGCGAUGGCACUCCCUUUGAUAUGGACUCGGAGAUCGCGCGCUAUCUACAGCUCCCGUCACCAUCAAAUGCUUCGGUGGGAAGCUGCAUAGGGAUUGACGUUGCAACUGGCAAAGCUAUCUUUACUAGUUGCUUGAGUACAUAUUUCUAUAUAUGCAAAGGUGGAACAUUUCCUUCUAUGUACCUGGAUUUUGAUGGGUUCCGACUGUCAUACUACCCAGAGGCAGCAUCAGCUGUUGUUGCACAGUCUAUAUGCUCUAGCAGCUCUUCAGGUUCUGGGGGCAGCAGUAGUGAUUUCUCUGGACUUGUGAUGAAGGGUUCACUCGCAUCUCUCCGUACAUCUGAUGAGGAGCGUGCGGCUGUGCUGCUCACAGACAUGGCAACGAAUGCUGGCAACGUGACGACUUCGGUUGAUGUUUCUGCUGGGCUGCUGCUUGUGCCAUCAAGUAACAAGAGCGCGAGUGUCUGGAUCGGACUGCAGCGCAGUGCACCAGUGCCAUCUACAUUUCGGUUUACGGAUGGCACUGGUGUAACUUACACUAACUGGGCGCCUGGCCAGCCGCAUGAUAUGGCUAUUGUUCCGAGCAACGACUCCAACAACUCUGCUCUGAACAGCGCAGAUGCAUUGUGUGUGCGCCUUCUUGUUUCUGGCGAGCCCAAGAGCUCUGCAUGGUACACAGCGCCUUGCUCACAGCAGGAACUGCCGUUCAUAUGCAAAGCUGUCUCUCCGCUGCCUGAGCCAGCAGCAAGUUGGACAUGGGGUGGUUGGGAAUAUCUAGUGUACAUGCCUUCUUUAGGAAUAACCGAUGUAGAUUACCUUGGUGGCUUGAGUUUCGAUACCGCCCAAGCAACUUGUGAGCACGUCGGCGGCUCGUUAAUGAGUGUGGAAAGUACACCCGAGCAUGAGGCAGCCCUGGCCAAUGUUGCUUCAUGGUCUAAUAAUUUCAGCAUAUCAGCCGCCAUUUGGGUUGGGGUGCGUGCUAUGGUGGUAUUGGCAGGCGAUGAUACGUCGUCCACUGCAAAAAUGUCCACUGACACCGCUACACUGAAACUUGAGUAUGUGGAUGGCUCGGAGCGUAUCUGGAAUGGGGCUGGUCCGCCAUCUGCGGUGCUUGCAUCUGCGCUGUUGCAAUGGCAAGCACGCUGGGGUACCAAUACUUCAACGCUUAAUGGUACUGUUAGCGAGGGUAUGUCAGCUGGCUGCGUUGCGUGGGACGUGUCUCCACAGUCUAAAGGCGGGCCCGGCACUUACAUUAUAUUGCCGUGCAAGUCGCGUGUAUCGGCCUUCAUCUGCAAACGUCCUGGAAGCAAACCGUCCUUGGUGACCAUCAUCAAUGACACGCGCUACACGGGUUAUAUGUUGCCUGCAAAAUGGCUGCCAGCCGAUGAGGCUGACAGUGCUUGCUCACGAGAAAACCAGGAGGAUGGGAUUUGGCCAUCCGAGCUGAUGCUUAGGCAGCAGCCCCACAACCCUUCACGUCUGGCAGUAUUGGCAUCGCCAUCCACAGUUCGGUCCCUAGCAACGCAAUUGAGUCCAUUUCUCCAGUUUACGAACACUAGUUUGGUGCACAUUGGUCUUGUACUUUCUAAGCUGUCUACAGGGCUUACAGCAGCUAGCUGGCGUGAUGGCUCGUCUUAUCUCUUGAAUUGGGCAGCUGGUGUUGCAGGAUUUGGUGAGCUUGCAGACUCGCUUCAAUUGGAGCGUGUAUGCGUGGCUGUGAAUGUGACAUCGUCAGCGUUGGUCAAGGUAUCUUGUGAAUCUCAGCUUCCAUACGCUUGCAGUGGACCCCCGUUGCCUGACUUGGUUUACACGUCUAAUCGUGCUUCUUACAUGGUAUUCUCAACCGACUUAACGCGGGAACAAGCAAGAGCGGUAUGCAAGACCGCUGGAGCAGGUUUAAGCCUGUUUACCCCAGCGCUUACUUCAGCAGCGACUGUGUCAGAGGCACAGCUUGUUACAAAGAUUUUCAAGCAGGUCAUGCCUGCGCGCUCGCAAUUCUGGAUUGGGUUACGGGCUGUGUCCACAGUUUGGUCGUGGCAAGACAUGCCAACGCCUACCGCUAUGGCAUCCAAUCAGAAUGGCAGCAGUCUGCUUGGUGGAUACAGAGCGUGGUCAGCUGGUGAACCGGGGGCAGGAUUAGCAAGCGGGCUAAGCUGUGCAGCUGGAGAGGUGGUGGAAGUUGGCUCAGGAAUGGUACUCCAGUGGAGACCGGUUGAUUGUGCACGUGCAGCUCUUCCUUUUGUCUGCAAAGUGCCGCUGGCGGUGCCACCACCCCAGCCCAGCGGGGUGCCCUUGUUCGACUACAAUGGUUACCAGUAUUUGGUGGCCACUCCAAGUGCAACUCAGCCGGUGUCAUUCGACAUUGCUUCUGUCACGUGUGGCCAGCUCGGAGGAAGGUUGGCACUGUUGCAAGAUAUCAAUCUACGAAUGAAGCUGUUCCAGGAGGCCCUAGACCUACCAGCAACAUUCAAAUCAGUGAUUUUUGGUAAUAUGGAUGGUUGCAAAGCGACUGGAGGUGUCAACACAUAUAUUCCUCAGCGCUUAGUUUUAAACCAGGCUAAUGGUGUAUCCAUAUUGGCAUUGUGGACAAAUAUGAUCUUAACUUCUGGGCGACCACGCUGGGCCGAUGGCACAUUGUUUUCGGAGGAGCAGCUUGCAUUAUGGGAUAAGUCAGGAGAAAAUUAUGAGCCAACUGCACCAUCACCUGUGGCAGUAUCCCUGCUAGGUGCAAACGCUUCUUCAGCCCCGCCACCCUCGAUGUUGGGUGGAGGAAAUGCGGUUGAUCAAUGUGGCACAAUUGCCUUUGGUCGAUGUUCAAACGGCCAGGGAUUGCUUGCAUGGCAGUCCAGGCCAUGUGAAUCCGACCUUGGCUACAUCUGUGAACGUCUACCACCCCCUACAGUAAUAGUUUCCAGGGGUGCCAAUGAUUACCUAAUCUAUAAUCACUUUUUCACGCAGCGCCAAGCCCAUACAGUGUGCGCAGCGGCAAGUUCUGCCCUCACUUCUCUGCAAGAUGAGCAGGAACAGUCAUGGAUGUUGGAGCAAGUCUCCAGCAUGCUGAUAGAGCUGACGUUUGCAAAUGCCAGCCAAAGCACUGACGCUCCGCCAAGCGUUUCGUAUGCUAUUCUGCUUGGCCUUGACAACGGUCGUUACUUGGAUGAAUUCCGGUGGAUUGAUGGAAGCCCUUUUGUGUACAGCGCGUGGGCACCGGGUCAACCCCGCAGUGUCAGCCACGUCGGCUCCACGUCUAAUGGCGUGUCUUUCUGUGUUUCACUGCUGUCCGUGACGGGAAUGUGGCAGGUUGUCGACUGUGCCACACAGAGCCUCUUUGUUUGCAAGCGCCCACGUGCGCCGCCUUCGUACCUCUCUCCUGACAUGUCUCCAACCGUUUCGUAUCCGGUGGUAACUCUAGCCCAGCCACCUCCAGUAAAGUCUUCGACAGGAUCCGUGAAUCCGAUUUUGCCGCCAGCUGUUUUUAUUGCUACAGAACCAAAUCCUCCUUCUCCACCAAAACCACCAGCCAUGCCAUGGCGCCAAGGGGCUCGGCCGCCUGCAAAACAGCCAGCACCGAUCCCAAGUGGCAAUCAUGUGAACCGUCCCGUGGAGGCUGUAGCACCCGCAUUGCAGUUUGACGACUUCCAACAGACCUGGCCACGCCUUAACGCCACACCAAUGUGGUCUUCAGACCCUUUAUCUCCAGUACCUGAGGCACGCCAACGGCAUGCCGCUACACCACUGAUACGUUUGCCUAACAUGACUGCAAAAUAUGAUUCAAGAAAAUACAUGUUCGUUUAUGGCGGGACCGUCAAUAGCAAUGCUCAAGAUCCAGUUGGCAUUAUGGAUGACCUCUGGCUUUUGCAAAUUCGGCCCAACAUCAGUUGGACCAAGAUGCGCUGCUUCGGCUCUCCGGGGCCGCGGCUUGAUGCAAGCUUGCAUUUCCAUGCGGAUAUGCUGAUACUCACAGGAGGAAUCACAUUUGAUGCUGGGUCAAACUCGUGGACACAUGCACAGUCCACGUAUAUGAUUGACUUGCUCCCUCUUGUGCUGUCAUUGAAAUCUUGCAUGUCUACCAAGCUUGUGCUGCCCACUCUUCGCUGGAUCCUGGUUGACCCUCUUUCUGAAGGCAUACAGAAUAGUAGUGCACCCUGCCCAUUGCAGUCACCUAACACUGCGUCUCCAAUGGUGACUGGUGCCUCCGCCGCCCCCAUUGCAAAUGGUGGUCAGGUCUUACAUCGCUUGGUAUAUGGAUCUGGGACGGCUGUCCAUGCUCGUUCAUAUCCCCGGACAAAGGCAGUGCUGCAGUUACCGCUAGACGUGGACAUGCCUGGACUAGCUUCAGUAAUUUCUGUGCCAACAAACAUAUACCCCGCAGCGUUUGAGGACUGGUCAACUCUGCAUCGAAGGCACGUGCAGGAUAAAAUUAAUGAUAUGGACAGUGGAAAUGAACCUGAUAUUAACACAUGGUUGUCGCUGGCUCCACGCUCGAUGAUUCAUUGCAAUGGGAGUGGAUUGCUAGUUACAUCUGAUGAGGUGCACCUCCAGGGUCUGGCAUUCAUUAAUUGUCAGGAGUUUGCGGUGCACAUUGUAGCUCCUCGAAACGCGGUUGUGACCAUCACAAAUUGCUGGUUUGAAAAGAACUCAGGUUCGGCAUUGUUGGUUACGUCAGGACGCGUAG
Messenger RNA from Chlamydomonas reinhardtii, 7527 nucleotides. RefSeq lists its product as uncharacterized. The transcript has 25 exons. NCBI's taxonomy places the organism in Eukaryota, Viridiplantae, Chlorophyta, Chlorophyceae, Chlamydomonadales, Chlamydomonadaceae. Bases 124 to 375 code for a protein of 83 amino acids. The record is from RefSeq and is a predicted model, not a curated record.